AUGGACCAAUAUAUUGAAUCAUCCAAACUAGCAACGUAUCUACAUCCAGGUCCUAGCGGACCAUUCCUUGAAUUAAACAAUGAGCCAAUGAAACCACCGUCACCAAGUACAUCAGCUUUAUUACAACAUAAUCCAAGUUUGAUUGAUCUUUGUACAUUUAAUUCUUUAUGUCAACGACUUGUUGAGAAUAAUUCACCACCAAAUACGUCACCAUACAAACCAUUUGCGAACCCAUCCGAUUUAUAUUUUUGUAUUCCACCGAUGACGCAAAUCGAUUAUUCUCCUCAAACAACCGAUUCAAAUACUAAAUCAAAUGUAAUAUCUGAAGUAACAGCAUCACCAAUUAGUUCAGCUGGUGAUUGUAGUCCUAAUGUAUCAUCAUAUUCUUCAACGCCAUAUUCAAGUCCAAAAGUCAAAAGUCUUCUUCAGCAAAAUUCUCCGAUGGAUUUAUGUGUUACAAAAGAUUGCUUGUCAACAAUUAUACCUAAACAGCAACCCACCAGUGAAAAUAUAUUAAAUUGUGAAUUAUCAGAUUUUGUCAAAAAAGUUGAAAAAUCUCCAAUAGAAUCUACGAAUCUACGAAAUGAGGAUAAAAAAGUAAUAGAAAUCAUAGCAAAAUAUUCUCAUACAUCACCUAUUCUUCAUCGUUUACUUACAUCUCCAACAAAAAUUAAUGAAAACUCUCAAUCAUCAAAUCAAAAGGAUCCGAUUGAUAAUGAUAAUAAUAAAAGUCCACAAUAUCGACCAAGAUAUUCUCCUUUCUAUAUACCCGAAACAAAUGCAAACAGAAAACUUACACCAAAAGAUACUUUAAUCAAAAAUCACAAAACUUCUCGUUCGACAUGUCGUUCACCUGUACUGUCUCGACGUCCAUCCGAAAACGAGAAAAAAAUAAUGGACACUGAUAGUAAUGCUAACAACCCUCAAUGUGAUUCGUCAAUUCAACCAACGGCUUUACUUUCAUUAGAUAAUGAUGGAUUUAUAAAUGCUACUGAAAAGUCUACAUCUGAUUCAUCAAUAAAUAAUAACAAUAAACGAUUAUUAGAUUCGUCAUCGGAACAAGUUUUAAUUAAACGUCGCAAUAAAUUAUUAGAACCAACUAUCGUCACUCAACAAAAUUAUUGUUUAUCAUAUCCAAAUAAUAUUUCACGUUGCAUUGAUUGUCAAACAGCCAGUCCAAAUGAUUUUGCAAUGCAUCUGACUGGUUGUCGAUUUCAGCAUUGUCGAACUUUAAAAUAUUUCGGCGAUAAUACAUAUGAAUUUGAAGGAUUUACUACAUCUAUUGAUUGGCAAGCACCGGAUCCAGAAACAUUAACUACACCAAACUCUAGUGGUCAACCACCAUUAAAUAUUUUAGAUGCAAAUUUUAUUUUUAAACAUAUAGCCAGACUAUUCUGCUUAAUGUUUCAACAUGAACAAAGUGAACGAUCAACAUAUGAUGAUAACAGUAUCAUUCGAAAAAAAUAUAUGGCUGGUUGGCGAGAAGUAUGCGAUGAGUGUUUAACCACACUUUUUAAUUGCCAUUAUAUGUGCAAACAAUGUGGUUAUAUGAUUUGUAUUGAUUGUUCAAAACAACUUGUAUAUUUAUCUGUUGAAAAAAAAAGAAAAUCGAAACGUUUCUGUCCACAUAAUGAUUCGUUUUGUUUAUCUGAAUUUAUCCCGUGGGAUCAUUUGUUAAAAUUACGUAGUAACGUUAUAGAUCAUUUAAGUAAAUUAAAAAUUGAUUAUUCAAUAAAAUUAUAUAAUUCAUCAAGAGCAGAAAAUCUUUCAACAUUUAUUAAAACUUUAAAAAUGAAACGGUCACAUGACGCACGUGAUAUACAAAAAGUUUGGUCUUCAAUUGAUUCCAAUAAUGAUCCAAAUAUAGAGUUUUAUUGUAAUGGUCGUCUACCUGUGUUUAAUGAAUGGACCAGUGAGAAUGCUAACCAAGUUUUUCAAAAAGUUUGGUCAACUGGUUGCCCAGUGCUUGUUAGACAAGUGCAUCAUAAGCUAUCGAAAACACUUUGGCUACCUUCAGCAUUUAAAGAACAUAUGAUUGAUCAUCGAGAAACACCAGCCUUAUACGAUUGUGAAACAUUAUCACCAAUAGCAACUGAUGAAUCGAUAUUAACAAGAUUUUGGGACGGAUUUGAACAUUUGAAUGUUCGUUUGCGAGAUGAAGAAAAUGGCGGACGACAACGUAUUUUGAAAUUAAAAGAUUGGCCAACAAAAAAAGAUUUUGCUUCUGUUUUCCCAACACUUCUACAUGAUCUCAUGAAUAAUAUUCCAUUCAGUGACUAUACAAGACGAUCAUAUACAUAUGAAAAUGUUGAAUAUCAUGGCGGUCCCAUGAAUAUUGUUGAACGAUUACCAUCCUGUUUAGUUAAACCUGAUCUUGGACCAAAACUUUAUAUUGCUUACAGUCAACUUGCAAGUCAAGCGCAAAAAAAAGCCGGAACAACAAAUCUUCAUAUCGAUGUAUCAGAUGCUGUCAAUGUUCUUGUCUAUGUUGGUAUAGGUGGUUAUGGUGACGAUGGAUCUGAUAACAAAGAUGAAAUUCGACAAGUUGAAGCCGAAAUACUUGACUCGAAUAUUGAUGAAGCUCAAUUACAACGAUUGAGGAACGGAGAACGACCGGGCGCUCUUUGGCAUUUAUUUCGUUCUGAUGACGCGAAAAAGAUUCGUGAAUAUGUUGGCCGAGCUCAUCGUAAAGCUACUGGCUCAGAUACUAUACAUGAUCAAACAGCUUAUCUAGAAAAGGAAGAUUUAGACAAGUUAAGAGAUUGGAGUAAAGUUGAAUCAUAUCCAAUGCUUCAAUUUCUCGGUGAUGCUAUUUUUAUUCCAAGUGGUGCACCUCAUCAAGUGAAAAAUUUACAUUCUUGCAUAAAGAUAGCUGAAGAUUUUGUUUCACCGGAAAAUCUUGAUAGAUGUUUAAUAACAACAAAUGAAUUUCGGUCAUUAUCAAGUACACAUACAAAUCAUGCUGAUAUCUUGCAGGCAAAGAAUAUUCUAUACUAUUCAACGCGUGAUGUAUUAAGUUCUCUGAUUGAAUCAAAUCAAACUGAUCCAUCAUUGGAAUCUUCCUCUUCAAAUGUACAUAACUAG
Rotaria socialis is the source of this 3084-nucleotide messenger RNA. The record is from the annotation of a GenBank genome assembly. Lineage: Eukaryota; Metazoa; Rotifera; Eurotatoria; Philodinida; Philodinidae.